Messenger RNA from Exaiptasia diaphana, 4528 nucleotides. RefSeq names its product alpha-2-macroglobulin. Gene Ontology annotation, molecular function: endopeptidase inhibitor activity. The record is from RefSeq and is a predicted model, not a curated record. Gene Ontology annotation, cellular component: extracellular region. Lineage: Eukaryota; Metazoa; Cnidaria; Anthozoa; Actiniaria; Aiptasiidae.
AUAUCAGACACAAUCACACUGAAACUACGAUCAAGAAUGGGCUUCACGUACUAUAGCGCAGUCAUUAUUUUGUUUUUAAGUCUUCUGGGCUUUGAUCCCGUUCAAAGUGGGUACCUUAUAACUACUCCACGAGUCUACCGGACAGGAACCGUACAAAGGCUGAAUGUCCACCUCUWUGCAAACGGCAACCAGACKUGGWCCAUUUCCGCUUCACURAAAAACACACGCAAUAMAGAUGUCAUUGCGCACGCCUCGAAGGUGUUUGCUGGGGACACGCAUGGGACCAUCGACAUCAAGGUCCCUGAAAACGUUCCAAAUGUCCGAUAUGGUAAGUUUGACAAUGUAUUUGUCGAGGUGAUUGGUUUUUCUACUGGUCAACCAAGCUUUACAAAAAAACAGUCYUUGACGCUUGAAAAACUCGAAGAUACUCUGUUUAUCCAGACGGACAAACCAAUCUACAAACCUGGACAGACUAUUCAUUUGAGAGUAAUUGGAAUCAAGUCAGAUUUAAAACCUCUUGUUGGAAAGAUCAAAGAGCUAUACAUCACAAAUCCUACGGGAGUACGAAUGAUGCAGUGGAACAACUUGGACUUUAUUAACGGAAUUGCAAGCGUUGAGAUGCCUUUAUCUAAGUAUCCAGUGCUUGGAAAGUGGAAAAUACAAACAAAGUAUAAGGGAAAAGGAAUUCACAAAAUCAUCGAAAUUUCCAAAUACGUCCUUCCAAAGUUUCAAGUGACCAUUAAUCCUCCUUCAUACAUAGCCAAAGACCGUAAGGUUGUAACUGGUACUAUCUGUGCAAAGUAUACUUAUGGUCAGCCUGUGACGGGUAUUUUAGAUGCAAAAUUCGUUUUCAAAMAGAUAACUCAUCGAAGGUUUCGAUAUUGGUAUCAACGACGUAAUAAAGGCGUAGUCAUCAAUCAUUCUGUAAAAAUAAAGAUCAAGGGCUGUGAUACCUUUACUUUCACCAACAAAGAUUUCGAUUUGAAAAAUGUCCACUUCAACCAUCGUCACAAAAAGCCAUUUCUUACCAUCACUGCAAGCGUUACAGAGGAAGCAACAGGCAUAACUCGAUCUGCUGAAAAAACCSAGACAACAGUAGUCGAAACAAAGGUCAAUCUUAAGUUUAUACAAACACCAGAUCAUUUUAAGCCUGGACUUCCAUUCUUUGGAAAGGUAAGUGUGACGUCACCUGACGGAGAACCGCUGGCCAAGAAAACYGUUACSAUCACUGCMAAGGAUGGUUACAAACAGKUCUUUAYCAAGACGUUCGYUACAUCACAAACAGGGAUAAUAGACUUUGAAACAGCACAUAUACCUCUUAGUUGUAUUAAACUAAAUCUUGAGGCUGAACAUUAUGGUAGUGCCCGCGUUUCGACGAAAAAGGAAUGCAAUCCAUGGUUCUCCCCCAGCUCAAGCUUCCUGUUGCUGAGGAAAUUGAGAAAACCACUYAAGGUUGGAGAUCAAGCGACGGUUAAUUUCCAGUAUACUGUAAAUGGAAACAAGAAUGUUCGUAGCUUCGUCUAUAAUCUGAUGUGCAAGGGAAGUGUUGUUUUAACAGCACAAACAAACCGUACAACUCCCCAGCAGCCACUCCAGCAAUCCUCCGCAGCCAAGGAAUCAUUUGACUUCACAGUGACUCAAGCGAUGGUUCCUGCUUGCCGUUUACUGGUGUAUUUUAUCAGGAAAGACGGUGAGGUGGUUGGAGACAGCAUGAUGGUCGACAUACAAGAUAAACUGGAAAAUCAGGUUGUUGUUCGAUUCAGUGAUACCGUCCGUAGACCAGGUGAACGUGUUCAAAUCACGAUGACCGCCAGUCCUGGUUCGACUAUAGCGCUGGCUGGUGUUGACAAAAGCGUCCGACUAUUAAAGCAAGCCGAGGAUCUCACACCACAAAAGAUCGUCAGUGCUUUACCGUACAAUGCGGGCCGAUCAAGUCGAUACAACACGAGGUCUUGUUAUAAAGAUAUCUAUGUGGAUGCAUCAAAAGCCAUCUAUGACGCUGGAUUAAUCUUUCUCUCAGAUUCAAACAUCGAAUCGCGUCCUUGUCGUCCCUUUCCUACUCGGCGUCCUAUAUCUCUAUAUUAUAACCUCGAGCACUAUGGUUUAUGGUUUGGUGGUGGAUUUGCCGGAAUUGGCUUGGAUGGACCGUUCACACAACGUAGACAAAACCAAAACCGAAAUCGUCUGAAGAAGAUCAAAAAGAAAAUUCCAAAGACCAAGAAAGCAAAGAAGAAUACGCAGCAACCGACAAMGUCUGUACGAAAACAUUUCCCUGAGACAUGGYUUUGGGUAGAGGAAAGAUUAAACAAUUCUACGGGACUGAAGACGAUCAGCGCCACCGUUCCAGACACCAUUACAAGUUGGUAUUUAAGUGCGUUUGCGAUGUCGUCAAUGACUGGAAUGGGCGUKGCAGACCCCUCYACACUCACCGCUUUUCAACCAUUCUUUAUUUCAUUCACUCUUCCAUAUUCUGUGAUUCGUGGAGAACAAGUCAGUGUUGUAACCACUGUCUUUAAUUACAUGUCUGAAUGCGCCACGGUUGGCGUACGCUUAAAAAAGACAUCCGACUUUCAACUCAGUUCUCCUGUGGACCACAAUAUUUGCAUCUGCAGCAACGAGGCAAAGUCCAUAAAAUACGUCAUCACACCCCUUAACCUUGGGCACAUUCCUCUCGAGGUCACGGUCAGGACUGUGGGGCCAAGCCUGUGUGGUAACAACUCCAAGGAGGCGCCUCUCGGCAUGUCUGAUACUGUAAUUCGUAAACUACUUGUUGAGGCAGAAGGAGUUCGACGUGAAUAUACCUAUAGCAGUCUUGUAUGUCCUAAAGAUACUGCAGGGCGGUUCAAUGACAAAUUGAUACUUUCUCUCCCAAAGAAAGUUGUGCAGGGUUCAGUACAUGCCUCGGUGUCAGCUAUAGGAGACAUCAUGGGUCCUAGUCUGACUGGUCUUGAYGGGUUGCUAAGGUUACCAACUGGGUGUGGUGAACAGAAUAUGGUUAAGUUCGCACCCAAUAUUUUCAUUAUGCAGUAUCUGAAAAGCACCAAUCAGCUWAGUGGAGAAGUAGAAAAAAAGGCAGUGGGCUUCCUAAGAACAGGGUAUCAACGAGAGUUGACUUAUAAACGAAAAGAUGGUUCAUACAGCGCGUUUGGCGACAGAGACCAAGAAGGAAGUUUAUGAGUAGUGUUAUAGUGAAAGCACUCCAGUGCAUAAUUUCCAGGAAAGAUACCGUGACGGAUCCGUAUGGUAACGCAAUCGUCGCUUAUGCUCUGACGCUCGCAAAGCAUCCAAGUCGUCAAGAGUUUCUGAAAAGACUCAAGUCCCAAGCAAUAAUCAAAGACGGUAUGAUGCACUGGGAAGAGAAGCCUAAACCAAAACCAGUUUUUCCAGUAUUUUUCUUUUGGAGACCGCCAUACGUACGUGCUUCGUCGACUAAUAUCGAAAUGACGUCAUACGCGYUGAUGGCUAUGAUUGGUGACGGCACUGACUCGAAUGCGAUAGCCGACGCUAGGCCUGUGGUAAGAUGGAUAUCGAAACAGAGGAAUGCACUUGGAGGAUUUGCAUCCACUCAGGAUACGUGUGUAGCUUUACAAGCCCUUGCUACAUACGCGAGUUACGUUUAUCAGACAGGAACACAACUGAGAAUUGAUGUCGGAUACAUUAAUGGAAAWUUUCGACAUUCUUUCCGUGUCACCGACAGCAACCGCCUUGUUUUACAACGAGCUGUGAUUCCAAAGCAAAUUCUUCCAAUGCAAGACAUCCCAGUUGAUGCCGUCGGACAGGGUUGUGCACUAGUUCAGGCUGAUGUCUUGUAUAAUAUCCCGGAUGUGGAAGAGCAGCCAUCAUUCAAUCUAUCGGUCAGCGUUCACUCUCGUCAAGGAAAUGUCAGUACCGAGACUACAGAGGCAGGCGAGGAGCUUUGYCAACCACUUGAGGCGAACAUUUGUGCKAGGUGGCUAGACCAAGGUGAAUCAGGAAUGGUUGUCGUAGAGAUGAAACUGGUAUCUGGAUUUACUGCUGAUGAGGAGUCUCUGGAAAAGCUGAUGAAUUUUCGCCAUCUUGACAUGAAAAGAUUUGAUCUGGAKGAAACCAAAGUUAUUUUCUAUUUUCAUAAGAUAAAAGAUACUUGCUUUAAAUUUACAAUUCAACAAACCAACGUAGUAAAGAAAACAAAGCCCGCUUCUGCCACGGUGUACGACUACUACGACACAGAUAAGUCAGCAACCACUAUGUACAGAAUAAAAGAUGACAUAUGCAAAACAGGAAAUGCCGAUCCAUGAAGGAAAUCUGCCAUCGUCUUUCGACAUUGUACUUGAUACGUAUUAUAACGAAAGUAUAACUAAAGCUGCACUUUGAACUACUUAAUUUAAAAAGAACCUCACUGAUUAUACGACAAUCUAUUGUAUUCUGGUUAGGUUUCUUUGUAUAUCGUGAUAAGUUGUAUAGUUUUUGCUUCAUAGUUUUAAGUUUUUUGUUUCUAUUCAAAUCCUUAAAAUUGCAUGACAAUAAAUAAACACUAGAUAGCAAAGGA